AUGGCCUCCACGAAUGACGGCCUCUACCGGAGCAGUUGCUCCAUCUCGAGCUUAGCGGAUGCGCCACUCGCAAAGGCCAAGGCGCUGCCUGAGCAAAGCCUUGCGCUCACCCCGACGCCACCGCCGGCGAUUCCCGCUGCUGCGACGGUCACGGCGGCCACUCUGCCUAGCAUACCGCUGGAUCGAUACCUGGCAAAGCUGGAGGAGUGUGCUGAGCUGCACCGUCAGCUGGAGGAGCUGGCACACACGAAGGAGGCGGUCGAGCAGCGUCUCGCGAGUUGUCAAGCGGAAGCUGUGCAGCUGCGUCAGACUGUGCAUCGACUAGAGUGUGUGCUGCAGCUCCGCAACGAGGAACUCGUCCUGCUACAUGAUUACCGACGCCAGCGAGGUGGUGGGGGCGGGGAUGGAGCACCGGCCUCGAUGCGAGUGAUCCUGCCAGCAGCGGAGCCCGUUGCACAAGCGCUCGACAGGGCCCACGGCGGAGCAGACCGGCAAUUUACCCACGCUGCUGAAGGCGCUGCAGCGGCUGAUCAAGGGGUCAUACUCGAGUACAUCAGAACCUCCUGCUACGUUGGCUGCCCGACGCACCCGCAGCUUAUUCAGUCCUUUUUCGCCGCCUCCUCCGGCGAAGCGUUGGUCGCGACAGAGCCGCCGCUCACGUACGCGCAGGGCUCGGUGCUGCAUCGCCUGCUUACACAGACGCCCAUCACCUGGGGGGCUGCUGCCACCCCCGCCGUCGCUGAGCUCUCUGCAUUCCGGACGUGGGCCUGUGAGCAUCUGCGCACCUUUUCCGUUCGCUUCGAGGACGCGUACGCCGGCGUGUCGAUUCUCUCCGAUGCCCUGCUGCACUCCCUCCCCUCACUCGCCCAACUCGAGGUGUGGGGUGUGGGCAGCGACGCUGCCCUCACAAAGCUGACAGACGCGCUGGUGGGUGCCACGCAGGUGCGCGAGCUGUCGCUGCCGGAGCUGGUAGUUGACGACGAGGGCCUGCAAGCACUGUGGCGUCUGCUUCAAAUCCGCGGCUCGAUGCACGCCCCUUGCACCGCCGCGGUGCCGGCCGAGACUUCUUCCAUCGACUCGCUCGCACUGGAGCUGUGCACCCUCGACCUCAGCGCCUGCCACAUCAAGGACCCGCUCACAUUGGCUCAUCUCCACUGUCCCUCUGUCGCGGUGCUUCUGCUGCCCCCAACUGACUGCAUGACGGACAGCCUCCUUGCAAAGCUGCUGCAGCGCUGUCCUCGGCUGCACACGCUUGACCUCUCGGGCUGCGCGCGGCUGACCGACGCGUGUGUCGAGUUCUUCAACUCCGCAGCUCCGCAGCUCCGGGUCCUUGCGCUGGAGCACUGCCCGCACGUUCACCGCCUCCAGCUAGAUCACGUCGAGGUACUGCUCUCGUCCCUCGCGCACGUGCACGCGCUCAUGAGCCGCAGCCUGCGCGUGCUGCCACUGCCGGUGCAACAGCGCGCCGUCCUCGCCUCUCUCGUGGCGCCUCGCCUCUCGCAGAUCUCCUUGCACGGGCUGCCUGUGGAUGAGGAGGUGCUGCGGCGGCUCAACGGCCGCAGUGGUGAAGUGGACGGCUGCGGAGAAGGCGUGCGGCUCACCUCUGUCACCUUCUCGGAGUGCACGUUCGUCAGCGAUGAUGUUUUCGCAGGGUUCCUCCGGUCGCAGACGGAUCUACAGAAGCUCUCUCUCGUCCACUGCAAGGGUCUGAGCAACGCCUGCUGGAUGGCGAAGAGAGGCCUGCCCAUCUUCGCGGCCCUUCACACGCUCGAGCUGGUCAACCUGCGGACCCUCACCGAUGAAGCCCUCCGCGAGCUCACCCAGGCAUGUCCAACACUGCAGCAGCUCAAUCUCCACGGCGCGGGCUGGUCGCACCUGACAGACAUCAGCAUCCGCCAGCUAGACCAGCUAUCGGAGCUACGCGUGCUGAACCUGCUUGCCCUGAACCCGGAUCUCGUGACGGCGCCUGUAGUCACAGCACUUGUGCAACGCCUGCCGCAGUUGCAGCGGUUGUACCACGAGACCGCCAUCACCUUGGCGGGGCACAGUGAGUCGGUGGAAAGCGGCGACAAGGGCGCACUUCACCCCGUCAGUGCCGUGGAUAUCACCUCCGCAUCGGUGUCGUCGUCCGUGAUUGUCGAGAGGAAUGAUGCAGAGGCGCGCUGGCGGGCGGCGCUGCGCGACUACCCUCUUCGCAUGCUGCGGCUGCAGCACCACAGCGCUCUGGUCUUGUGGACAGAUCGGGUGCGCACGGCUGGGUCAUGCGCAAGCCGUGAGGAUGUCGCUCAAGCCACUAGCGAGUCUCUACUCACGGCGACAACGGUGAACGGGGGAGACGACGGGAGUGGCAUCCAAGUGGCAGAAGCGGCAGCUGUAGGGCCAUCGAAACUGUUCCCGGCAAUGGCCGCCCGCACCAUGGCAGCUGCCAUCGCGGCCUCGGCGGCGAGUACACUAACGCUGCCAUCACUGAAGGUCCCUGCACCACCCCACGAAGUGGCGCCUGGCGAAGUGCGCCUCGGUGUUGCAGAGGGAGUGCCGCACGCCUCGAGAUGUCUCGGUGCGUCUCCGCACCAUGAAGCAACAUUGCUGCCACCGAUGGGUCGCUCCACCCCAGAGGAGCCCGCGCACAUGGACGCAGACGAGUGUGACGAAGCGUCGCCGGUGCAUGAGCAGCACCAGCUCAACUCGCCAUUGUCAUACUCCUCAUCCGGCUCCUCGACAUACACCCAGCCUUCGACGCAAGAGGGCAGUCACGAAAGUGCAGGUCAUAUUUCGAAGCGGUCACUGGUGCAGUGCGCCAACGCCGCUGCAUCAGCAGCUUUCCAGUCGUACCAGCACCGCCCCGUGCGCAUGUCGCCGGGCUCCAGCCGUCCUUCUGCGACAACCGCCGCCCCUGCGCCACACGCGUGCUCUGUGGAAGACGUGGCCGAAGCGUUCAUGGGGCCUUGGGAGGAGUAG
Molecule: messenger RNA, 2958 nt
Organism: Leishmania mexicana MHOM/GT/2001/U1103
Lineage: Eukaryota; Euglenozoa; Kinetoplastea; Trypanosomatida; Trypanosomatidae
Product: putative leucine-rich repeat protein
Exons: 1
Coding region: 1-2958 (985 amino acids)
Biological process (GO): SCF-dependent proteasomal ubiquitin-dependent protein catabolic process
Cellular component (GO): SCF ubiquitin ligase complex
Source: RefSeq, a predicted model, not a curated record